This is a messenger RNA of Anarrhichthys ocellatus (wolf-eel), 1893 nucleotides long. RefSeq names its product B-cell CLL/lymphoma 6 member B protein-like. Lineage: Eukaryota; Metazoa; Chordata; Actinopteri; Perciformes; Anarhichadidae. Bases 305 to 1627 code for a protein of 440 amino acids. Gene Ontology annotation, cellular component: nucleus. Gene Ontology annotation, biological process: regulation of gene expression. The record is from RefSeq and is a predicted model, not a curated record. The transcript is spliced from 4 exons.
ACUAUGUUUGAGUUCUCUCUACCUCUAGCCAUGACUGUGCUGUUUCCAUAGAGGUGCAGCGCUUUUAUUUUGCAGUGAGCAAACAUUACUGAUUUUACAUUUUGCUCUCAAUUUACUGCUCGACUUGGUAGAAAAGAGUAAACUUGUUACACAACAUAAGACGGAAUAUUCAAUGACUGACAAACAGGACAAACGCGUUAACACAAAUGAUUUUCCGUCACUGACUGAAUUGUUUUUACCGAUGGCGGAAAUAUCUUACUCUGCAGCCACGUCAUCAUGUUUUGAAUGAAGCCGCUUCUUCUCAAUGCCGUUUGCACUCUGCUUUGUACGUGUGCAGAACGAGGAGGAGCCGGUCGUCGUGCUGGUGAAGAUGGAGGAGGUGGAGCCGGCGACGAGGACUCGGAGCCAGUCAGGCCUCAACAUACAAGAGGGUUUGGUGGAGUCGAGCACCGAUGACUACAGAGCAGUUUUGCCAUUCGAUGAAAUCACACAAACGUCCACCAAUCAGCUGUGUGACCUGCAGGAGUCUGGGCCAGGCUUCUCAGAGUCUGCAGCUCCUCAGUCGACGCCUGUGGUAUCGCAAGACCCCAGCAGUACAGUGGCAGUCCAGCUGAGGGUACCAGACACCAACACGCCAGCCAACCCCAAAACACAAGAACAGCAGAGGUCCAGUAACGACAAUUCUGAAUACUCUCUGUUUGAACUGGAGACCUUCUUCACCCGCUGGGCUCCUGAUAGUGACUCUAUGUCGGCCCGCAGUGGCCCUUCAUGUCCGUUCACCACUGAUGACUCGGCAGAGUGUGACCUGGAUGGAGUUAUUAUUGUGGAGACCGAACCUCAAUCCGUGCUGCAGCCACCACAAGUCUCACUUUCCACAGCAGUGAGGAUGAGCAGAGGGCCGAGUUACUCCUCCGGUCCGAUCCAGCCAACUGUGUCACAAGAGACUCCCAUGUCCAUACCUGUGUCGAUGCACGCUCCGUCCUCCCAGCCUCCAUGGAGCAAAAAAACAGUCAUGAUAGGAAGUGCACAGGCUCACCUGCAGCGGCAUCGUGACAGGAACAGGGUUUCUCAGCAACAGCACAGCGUUCCCUCUGCACAGACCACACUGUCCACCGCCACGGCCGCCGUUAGUAACACCCACAGAGCUGACAAAACAAGUAUCUCUAGUUUCAGUUCAAUCAACAAGAUCAUGAGCUCCACAGCGGCUCCAUCGUUCAGGGGAUCCACAGCGGCGUUGGCCAGCAUCGAGGUGGCCAUCGCCGCGCGACACCGAGCCAGCCUUCUGGCUCGCCACAACAAAAGCCAGACGGACAGCAUUGCGGCCUGCGAACAACGUAGAAAGAGCUACAUAUGCCGAGCCUGUGGGAAGGCUUUCUCCGGCCUGUCCAAUCUGGAGGCCCACGAGAGGGUCCACACGGGGGAGAAACCGUUCCGCUGCGACACCUGCGGGAAACGCUUCUCGGAGGCCGGCAACCUGAAGAAGCACCAGAGGGUUCACACCGGGGAGAAACCCUUCAGCUGUAACCAGUGUGGGAAGAGGUUCGCUUGGAUCUGCAACCUGAGGACGCACCAGCAGUCCGCCACAGGCUGUGGACUUGAGGUCAUGGGAGGCCUCGGACUGGGCUGAUCACAGAGUAGUUAGACUGUGAGUUAGGGCUGGGAGGUAUACCGGUAUUAAUUUCCCGUACAAUAUGAAUUUUUCCUAUACCAGUACACAGCCGAAACAACUUAUUUUGCUCUUCAACAGGCAGCAAAAUAUAUUGUUUGCCGCUGGGAGUACUCCGGUCGAAGCUAGUUUUCUUAGCUGUAUUGAGAGAGAACCCUAGUCAUGGUCAUAACUUUAUAACAACAAUUAACAACCCACAACUAACGCUCUUUAACAGGGCAAAACAC